This is a messenger RNA of Prorocentrum cordatum, 216 nucleotides long. Lineage: Eukaryota; Dinophyceae; Prorocentrales; Prorocentraceae. The record is from the annotation of a GenBank genome assembly.
GUGCUGCCGCUCGGCCUCUGCAUCGAGGGCGCCGUGGUGGGCCUGGUGGUGGGCGCCGUCGUGCGGGGCUGCGCGGAGGCGCGCAAGCCGCGCGGGCACGCGGCGGUCUCGGCGCAGGCGCGCCGGGACGAGGAGCUCGGCGAGGCGGAGAAGGCGGCGAGGCCGCCGCCCAGCCCGGGGAGCUCCCCGAGCGGCUCCCGGGGCCACGCGGCGCAG